Molecule: messenger RNA, 1347 nt
Organism: Cuscuta campestris
Lineage: Eukaryota; Viridiplantae; Streptophyta; Magnoliopsida; Solanales; Convolvulaceae
Source: the annotation of a GenBank genome assembly
CGCAAUCCAUUCGUGGUCCGUUUUUUCUACUCCUUCACAUGUAGGGAUAAUCUUUAUCUUGUCAUGGAGUACCUGAAUGGAGGAGAUCUUUUCUCUUUGCUGAGAAAUCUUGGCUGUUUAGAAGAAGACAUGGCUCGUGUUUAUAUUGCUGAAGUCGUUCUUGCUUUGGACUAUUUGCAUUCCUUAAAUAUUAUUCACAGGGAUUUGAAGCCAGACAAUCUGUUGAUCGGCCCAGAUGGUCACAUCAAGUUGACAGAUUUUGGGCUCUCCAAGGUUGGCCUUAUCAACAGCACCGAUGACUUGUCUGGUUCAUCCGGCUCUCCUUUGCUUGGGAAUGUUAAACCAAAAGCACCACCAUCGCUAAAAAGAGAAAAACAACAGAAGGAUUCAGUUGUAGGAACCCCUGACUACUUGGCACCAGAGAUACUCCUAGGCGUUGGUCAUGGUGCAACAGCUGACUGGUGGUCUGUUGGUGUUAUAUUGUUUGAGCUCCUUGUUGGUAUUCCACCUUUUAAUGCAGAGCAUCCUCAGCAAAUUUUCGUUAAUAUCAUGAAUAGAGACAUACCUUGGCCGAAGGUGCCGGAGGAACUAAGCGUAGAAGCAUAUGAUUUGAUUGACCAGUUGUUGAUCGAAAACCCACUUCAAAGAUUAGGUGCAACAGGAGCAGGAGAGGUGAAACAACACCCAUUUUUCAAGGACAUCAACUGGGAUACACUAGCAAGGCAAAAGGCUACAUUCAUACCUUCUGCUGAACCACAAGACACUAGUUACUUUAUGAGCCGUUAUAUUUGGAAUCCAGAAGAUGAAGAUGUUUGGGGUGGUAGUGAUUUUGAUGACUUGAGUGAUGUUGGAAGUAUCUCAUGCAGCAGCAGCUCUUGCAGCAACUUACAAGAUGAAGAGGGAGAUGAAUGUGGCUAUUUGACAGAGUUUGGCACUCCAGCCCUGCUAGAGCAAUAUUCAUUUAGUAACUUUUCAUUCAAGAACCUAUCUCAGCUGGCUUCCAUGAAUUAUGAUUUGGUAGUAAAGAGUGCCAAAGAGUCUGUUGAGAAGCAGCAGUCAUUACCCAUUCCAUGACAGAAUCAAGAAGAUGAGCAAAACCCUAGAUGGCCUAAGUUUGCUCGAAAUUACAGCUUCAUGUGGGGGUGGAAUUGGGAAGAGGAUGAAACAAUUGAUUCUAUAAUGUGAUGAGAUCCCUUUUGAGACAUUUUGGCUUAGGCGGUUGCUAUCAGAAUCCCAGUGGUAUGUGAAAAAAACAUUAUUUGUGCUUUUGAUGGCUGUGUUGUAUACUUGUAUAUAUAUGGAGUAUAUAAUGGUAUUGAUCGGUUUCACUAAAAGAAACUCUGGUUA